Lolium rigidum is the source of this 1735-nucleotide messenger RNA. Its product is annotated as protein pleiotropic regulatory locus 1-like. Gene Ontology annotation, cellular component: catalytic step 2 spliceosome; Prp19 complex; precatalytic spliceosome. The transcript has 17 exons. Gene Ontology annotation, biological process: mRNA splicing, via spliceosome. The record is from RefSeq and is a predicted model, not a curated record. NCBI's taxonomy places the organism in Eukaryota, Viridiplantae, Streptophyta, Magnoliopsida, Poales, Poaceae. Gene Ontology annotation, molecular function: protein binding. Bases 20 to 1453 code for a protein of 477 amino acids.
UCCUCGGCGGGCGGCGGCUAUGGCGACGGUGGCGGCGGGCGGCGAGCCGGUGGAGCCGCAGUCGUUGAAGAAGCUAAGCCUCAAGUCGCUGAAGCGCUCGCAGGACCUCUUCGCGCCCAGCCACUCCCUCCUAUUCUCCCCAGACGCCGAGAGCAAGCGGAUUCGUGUCGGCUGCAAGGUGAAUGCGGAGUAUGGUGCGGUCAAGAACCUGCCGACCGAUCAGGGCCGGGUGCAGGGGAAGGGUGCUGCGGCUCCUUCCUCCGCAUUGGCGCUUCCAGGCACACAAGACACAAAAGAUGAUCGUGGGGGAGGCACAAGUAAUGCCAUUAUCCCUGCCCCACUUAUGCUUCCUAAGGCACCUGAUUCUACAGGACAAGGCAAAAACAGAACUGUACUAUCGAUUCCCGGGUCAUCUGACAGAUUCUCGACAUCUGCACUGAUGGAGAGGUUACCAAGUAGAUGGCCUAAACCUGAAUGGCAUGCUCCCUGGAAGAACUAUCGGGUCAUCAGUGGUCACUUAGGAUGGGUGCGAUCUAUAGCAUUUGAUCCAGGGAAUGAAUGGUUCUGUACUGGUUCUGCUGAUAGGACAAUAAAGAUAUGGGACCUUGCAUCGGGAACUUUGAAGCUUACACUGACUGGUCAUAUUGAGCAAGUACGCGGACUUGCUGUCAGUCAGCGGCACACAUAUUUAUUUUCCGCUGGUGACGACAAACAAGUAAAAUGUUGGGAUCUCGAACAAAAUAAGGUUAUACGGUCUUACCAUGGGCAUCUGAGUGGGGUUUACUGUCUGGCUCUCCACCCAACAAUUGAUGUCUUGCUGACAGGUGGUCGAGAUUCAGUUUGUAGAGUGUGGGACAUCCGAACAAAAGCACAUGUUUCUGCUUUAACUGGUCAUGAUAACACAGUUUGUUCAGUGUUUGCUCGGCCAACGGAUCCACAAGUUAUCACUGGCUCACAUGAUACAACUAUCAAGCUCUGGGAUCUUGUAGCUGGGAAGACUAUGUGUACUCUUACGCACCAUAAGAAGUCUGUUCGGGCUAUGGCUCUGCAUCCGAAAGAGAAAUCAUUUGCAUCAGCAUCAGCCGAUAACAUUAAAAAGUUUAGCCUGCCCAAAGGCGAAUUUUUGCACAACAUGCUGUCCCAGCAGAAAACAAUUCUUAAUGCAAUGGCUGUUAACGAGGAUGGUGUCCUGGCAACUGCAGGGGACAAUGGAAGCAUGUGGUUUUGGGAUUGGAAGAGUGGCCAUAAUUUUCAGCAAGAACAGACUAUCGUCCAGCCUGGAUCACUGGAGAGUGAAGCGUGCAUAUAUGCCCUAUCUUAUGAUAACAGUGGGUCGAGGCUUGUGACCUGUGAGGCAGAUAAAACUAUAAAGAUGUGGAAAGAAGAUUUAACAGCAACACCAGAAACCCACCCUGUCAACUUCAAGCCACCAAAAGACAUCCGGAGAUAUUGACUGCCACAGAAAUCACAAGAUUAAUUUCAACUGCCCAAAUUCUACCUCUUGGUUGGUUGAGUGGUCACUUCAGUGAGCCUGUAUGGUUGGUAUAUUUCAGGUCAUAACGUCCCUGUAACUGUAAUACAAGAAGUGUUGUACUGGUAUUUAUUGCUUAAUAUGAAGAAUGCUUUCUGGUUCUAAUUAAUUAUGUUCUAUGGCUUGUACCGCAUAAAGAAUUCAAUGAUGUAUCAAAAUCCGGCUGUUAUAGUGGUGUUUGUACUCUACAGGUUCUCUGUAAAA